Alosa sapidissima (American shad) is the source of this 5047-nucleotide messenger RNA. RefSeq names its product acyl-CoA synthetase long chain family member 4a (gene acsl4a). The record is from RefSeq and is a predicted model, not a curated record. Gene Ontology annotation, molecular function: arachidonate-CoA ligase activity. NCBI's taxonomy places the organism in Eukaryota, Metazoa, Chordata, Actinopteri, Clupeiformes, Clupeidae. Bases 974 to 3106 code for a protein of 710 amino acids. Gene Ontology annotation, cellular component: plasma membrane; endoplasmic reticulum; lipid droplet. Gene Ontology annotation, biological process: long-chain fatty-acyl-CoA metabolic process; neuron differentiation; long-chain fatty acid metabolic process. The transcript has 15 exons.
ACCACAUAUUUAGUCAAUGUCAUCCUGAUAACUUAUAUUAUUUUGACAACAUCAAAUUUAAUGAUGUAAUUUUAGUGCCAAACAAAACGUGAUCAUUUUUUUUUUUUAUUCAAAGAGGGACACAACAGACGUACUAUGUACGUCAUUUAAUGGCACCUGCAUCUGACUCCCAGUCUGGAUGGUGUGAUGUCAGAACAUUCUAAAAUACAUAGGGCUAGACAUCAGGUCAUAAUCCGUAACAAAGGAUGACCAUAAUUAUAUAUCAACAAAACUGUCAGAUCUGGAUGUCAAACAAAUGAGUAGCCAUGGGCAAACCCAUCUAAUCAAAUACUAAUUGAGUAUUUAAACCCUUCCUCAGAGUUGAAGUGAUUCUUGGAUUUGUCAGAGGAUGCAAUUGAGUCAUUUUAAUGGGAUUGCUCUCUUAAGUUCUUGUCAUUAAAUCCGUGGUGUAGUCAGUGUUUGGAUUAGAAGAGCUGUGUCCUCACCUGUGCAUGGGGUGAGCUUGAAGGCGGCCAGCCAUUGGCUGACUCACUAACCCCUGCAUUGUGGACUCCACAGACCAAUAGCCACGAGGAAGAUGCUUUGGACCUGUGCAUUACUGCAGAGGUUAUCAUGACGUGGGGUGGGGGAAUAAAAACUCAAUAGUCAGUGUGUGGGAUGGACUCCGCUCAUUCAUCCAGCACGGAGCUGUCAUCCAUGUCUGCUGCUAAUGUGUUCUGAAAGCAAGAGACUGAGUUGCUUGAAAGUUUAGUAGUGUGUCAUUCAUUUGAUAUUGCUUAAUCAUUGUUAAAGUGCUGUAGUGCAAAAGCAUCUUUAACGAAGUAAAAUCAACUGCAUUAAGGGCAUCCACGUCCACUUGCUGUCGUUCCUGUCCCUCCCAGGAGAGAGCCCAAGCUCUCCUUGGCACCUCGGUGGCCACACUCCUCUUCGUCCUCGUCUCUCUCACAACACUGCCCACCAGACGCACUCCAGGAUGGGCAUGAAGAUGGACCUCCAGACGGUGCUGCUCCUGCCCGUGCACUUGCUGGUGGGGCUCUACUCCCUGCUCACCUUCCUGCCCUGGUACUUUAUGACCGGGGCCAAGGAGCGGCAGGCUCUGGCUAUGCGCAACAAGGCCAAGUCCACCUCGGGACAGCCGGAGGGGCCUUACCGCUCAAUUGACCGCUUCAACGGCCUCGCCCAGAUGGACUUUCCCGGGAAAGACACGCUGGACAAGCUGUUCAACUAUGCAGUGGAGCGCUUUGGCCCAAAUCACUGCCUGGGCACUCGGGAAGUGCUCAGUGAGGAGAAUGAGACCCAGCCGAAUGGCAAGGUUUUUAAAAAGCUCAUUCUGGGAAAUUACAAAUGGAUCACCUACCAGGAAAUGGACGACAUCGUGAGUCACUUUGGCAGUGGCCUGGCAGCCCUGGGCCAGCAGCCCAAGAGCACCAUCGCCAUCUUCUGUGAGACUCGGGCGGAAUGGAUGAUCACGGCCCAGUCAUGCUUCAGGCGCAAUUUCCCCCUGGUGACGUUCUAUGCCACGCUGGGAGAGGAAGCGGUGGCCUUUGGCCUGAAUGAGUGUGGGGUGACUCACCUGGUGACUAGCGUAGACCUGUUGGAGACUAAACUAAAGAACGUGCUUCCUCAGAUCCAUAACCUCAAGCACGUCAUCUAUGUGGAUAACAAGAAGAUCAAUACCACAGGCUAUCCUGAGGGCCUGCAAUUGCACAGCAUGGAGGCUGUGCAAAAGCUGGGAGCCAAGCCUGAAAACUUGAGCCAGGAGAUCGUAAAACCCACCCCCUCGGACCUGGCUGUCAUUAUGUACACCAGCGGCUCCACGGGCCGACCCAAGGGAGUCAUGAUCGUCCACAGCAACCUCAUCGCAGGCAUGACUGGGCAGUGUGAGAGGAUCCCCGGCCUAGGCCCCAAGGACACGUACAUUGCCUACCUCCCCCUGGCUCACGUGCUGGAGAUGACCGCAGAGAUUUCGUGUGUGACUUACGGAUGCAGGAUUGGCUACUCCUCCCCCCAGACCCUGUCGGACCAGUCAUCAAAGAUCAAGAGAGGUAGUAAAGGAGACUGCUCAGUGCUGAAGCCCUCCCUCAUGGCGUCUGUUCCGGAAAUCAUGGACCGCAUCAAUAAAAAUGUGAUGAGCAAAGUCCAAGAGAUGAACUGCGUGCAGAGAACUCUCUUCAAGCUGGCCUACAACUACAAACUGGAUCAAAUCAAGAAGGGAUACGAUGCUCCUCUGUGUAACGUGCUGUUCAAGAAAGUGCGGUCCCUGCUGGGAGGGAACGUGCGUAUGAUGCUGUCAGGGGGCGCACCUCUGUCCUCAGCCACCCAGCGCUUCAUGAACAUCUGCUUCUGCUGUCCCGUGGGUCAGGGCUACGGCCUCACAGAAACCUGCGGAGCCGGAACCAUCACAGAGGUGGCGGACUACAGCACCGGCCGCGUGGGAGCUCCUCUAAUCUGCUGUGAGGUCCAGUUGAGGGACUGGGUAGAAGGUGGUUACACAAGGAAAGACAAACCCCACCCACGCGGAGAGAUCCUGAUUGGGGGUCCAAACGUCACCUUGGGCUACUACAGGAAAGAUGGCAGCAUCAACGACGACUUCUUUGUGGAUGAAAAUGGCCAGCGGUGGUUUUGCACUGGAGAUGUUGGAGAGAUUCACUCUGAUGGCUGCUUACAGAUUGUGGACCGAAAGAAGGACCUUGUCAAACUGCAAGCUGGAGAGUAUGUCUCACUGGGCAAAGUGGAGUCUUCCCUGAAGAACUGUUCUCUCAUUGACAACAUCUGUGCAUAUGCCAACAGUGAUCAUAACUUCGUGAUCAGCUUUGUGGUGCCCAACCAGAAGAAACUGACCACCUUGGCCGAUCAAAAGGGCAUUAAAGGGACAUGGGAGGACAUCUGCCGUCACCCUUUGAUGGAGAUGGAAGUUUUAAGAGAAAUUAAAGAAGUCGCCACCUCAUCGAAACUCCAGCGCUUUGAAAUCCCGAUGAAGGUCCGGUUAAGUCCAGAGCCCUGGACGCCUGAGACGGGCCUGGUCACCGACGCCUUCAAGCUAAAGAGGAAGGAGCUGAAGAACCACUAUCUUAUCGACAUCGAGAGAAUGUAUGGGCGGAAAUAAGACCAGCACUCGAGCCAAAUCCCACUCUUCACCAUUCCACUGUCACCUUCAGUGUAUCAGUUCAAAUCCGUUGAAUAUUUCCAGUCUUACUGUUCAAUGCUUAAAGCUAGCAUGAAAAGGAAAAAAAAAACACACAAAGACAUACCGGUAUGUUGAAGUUAAACUUUAGUAGCUUUUCGUUGUUUUGUCUGUUUAUUCCUUUUCGUUUGUCCAAAGUUAGGAGCUUUUUUCAGCGUUCAAAUAUGGCUUAGUGGCUUAGCAGUGGAAUUGUUAUAGGAACUGUAAAAUGUCAGUGGCCUGACACAUUGAACCUAAUGGGCUUGAUGCAGCUUUGUCAAAACCUCUUCACCUCUUAAAAUGAAUUCAACCACACAACAGCAAGAAACUGCCAUACGUCUUUCUAAGCAUUUUUUGUAACUACAGUCCAAAUUAUCCAUAUUAUUAGUAUUUAUUUAAGAAAUACUUUCUUUGCAGUAUGAUUUAACUGUUUUUGCUAGCUUCCCUUGGGGAGUUUCUUGAAUAAGCAAGGGUGGUUGUCGUUUACUCCCUCCUAGUGGCAAAUUGUGUAAAGCAGUGUCACUGUGCCUUCAGAAAGAUCCAAUGUUUCAUGACAAAUGUCUAUAUGUUUUGAUGCCAGUGCAUUUAUUUAUUAGUAGUCAUGAAGUAAUGGAUGGUUUUAAAAUGUAUAUGACAGGCCUGCUUAAACCAUGUGGGGCAUGGGUCUGGAUCUCACAGGAUCUCCUGUUUCAGUAUAUGCCCCUAAUGUUAAUAAAUCUUACAUUUGUCCUGUGUAAAAAAACAACAAGGAUUUUGCCCUAUGGCCAACUAUUUAUUUGAACUUGAAUAUGGUCUUGAAUUGCAAAUGGUAAUUGGGUGCGCCUCUCUGGGUAGCUAAUCGAUCAUCUCAUUUCAGCAAUGAGAUGACAUAUCAGACUUAUUUAUUUCUGACUGACUCAGGGUGUGUAGAAUGGGUAGUGUAGGUCAGCUGGAGGUUUUCGAGUAGAAUUAAAGGAAACUUUCCAAAAUUAGGCCCUGACUAUUUUUUUUAUGUUACAUACCAGUACAUGUCAAAGGCCAUACUGAAAUGUAGGUUGUUUUACUUUGUUAUUAUGGAUGUGAAAUGCACAAUGAUUUUGUUGUUUUCUCUGUUUGUUCUUUUGAGGAAUUGGCAUUCAGGUGUAGGUAAGAGCUUUACUCUGAUGCACAUUUUACCACGUUACCUGCUGUGUCAACAGCAAUACACUAUAUGGAACUGCUGUAUGUCACUCCACACAUUUCACAUUGGCAAUCAGAAUGUAUUCUGUGUGAGUUCAACAUCCUGAUUGCAUUGAUUUUUUUGUCCUCAUCUGCUGGACCACAACAUUUCUUUACCAUUAUGUGAUGCAUAAAUUGAGGGAUCUGAUUUUCUUAAAUGGAAUUUCAUUACACUGCCUUGUUAUGGUUGUUUUCUGUUUUAACAGAGCACUAAACACAAGUAUUUAAGGAAGCUUUUAUGAAAGACCAAAUGAAUACUGCACAUGUCUUAUAUUUGCUCACCUCAUUUCAAUAUUGGCAGAGAUGUAUGAGUAGAGAAUUGAAAUUCCUUAAAAUCUGUCUAACAUGUUCUCAGCUAUCGCUUGUUAAUAGCACAUUUAGCUGCUGGACAUAAAUUGGUACUUAAACCAUACAUGCAACAUUUUAAAUUGAAGAACACACAUUUUUUUCAUUCUCAGGUUUUUAUGUCAGGAUUGAAUUAAAACUUUUGGCUGCUAAAUUCCAAAACAAUGCUUGGUAUUUGGCAACUGACUAUCAAUUCAUUUUUCUGACAGUCCUGUUGAAGGUGAAUAAUCCCAGUGAAGUACAUUUGCUUGUUAGAAUGUUUUAUGAUGCUGUUAUUUAUUCCAUUGUGUGGGUCAUGUUAUGUAACAUACAUUGUUAUAAAUAAAAUGUUUUGUAAUACAA